This is a messenger RNA of Spodoptera exigua (beet armyworm), 2758 nucleotides long. The record is from the annotation of a GenBank genome assembly. Lineage: Eukaryota; Metazoa; Arthropoda; Insecta; Lepidoptera; Noctuidae.
UCACUUUCAUUUGUGUCGAUUCACGAGUCACACGAAUUAUGUGGAAAGUCACACUAAUGAUUUUUUUUGUUUACUUUCAGAUUAAGUGUUAAAUAAUGGCGAAACCAAAAAAACAAAAAAGUGAGGAAGAAUUAGAGAGGCGUAGAAUAGCUAGAAGACAAAAAUAUCAAACUAUUAAAAACAAUCCUGAGUUAUAUGCCGCUGAGCAAGAAAAAAAAGACAAUAUUACUUAAUAGCGAAGGAGAAUAAAAAAAUUAAAAGUAUUAACGAAAUGAGCCCACGCGAGCAAAGAAUUCAAAGACGAAAAUGGAAAGAGAGUUCCAAAAAGUUUUAUAGAAAGAAAGUAAGCCAAAGAAUUAUAGAGAACGUUGCAGUAACUGAAGAAAGUUGUGAUAUUGAAAAUGUUAACAUGAAUACAGUUCCUUUAAAUAUAGAAAACCAAGAAAUGAAACCCAAAAUAAGUAAGCGUGAACAAAAACUAAUAAAAAAAAUCAAAACAAUGAAAAUACAGCACGAAAAAGAGAAACGAAAUUAUAUAUUAUUAUUAAAUAGGUACAGGUUCAGGUUAAAUUAUUUAAAAAGAAAAAUAUCUACACUAACAGGUGAAAUAAGUAAUGAAGCAGAAAAAACAAAAAAUGAAGACAAGAAGCAAUUAUUUGAUAGACUUCUAAGUGCUGAAAUAACACAGAAAUUUGCAAAAACUGCAAACAGGAAAGACAAAUGCGUUAUCACUAAGUUAAUUGAUAAAGAGAAGUUUAAAAAAUUUAAGGUUGCUACUGACCUUCGGAAAGUUCAUCUUCGAGAACGAUUUAAGAAGAAUGCACGUAAUAACAUCAACAUUCAAAAAUUAGUAGAAAAGUUUUACGAAGACGACAUUAACAGUCGCAUUACUCCAGGCAAGAAACAAUAUAAGAAGAAACAUGGAAUCGUUAAACAAGUCAGAUAUCUUUUAGAUUCUAUAAAAAACUUACACAAGAAAUUUUUGGCUGAAAAUACUAACAUUAAAAUUAGUUACACGACUUUUACAAGACUCAGACCAUUUUGGGUCUCUCUUCCGACUGACGACCGUGAUACGUGCGCCUGCUUGUUGCACACAAAUUUUAACUUAUUAAUAGCGGCUCUUAAUAAGAAUAAUAUUCUUCAUGUAAAAGAUAGUCAUAAUUUGAUAAAGGAAAUCUGUUGUGAUAAAUACAGGCUAGAUUGUCUUAAUCGCAAAUGCGCUUCAUGUAAAAAUAAAACAGUACCUUAUAAAGAAUUCCGAAACGAUAAAGAAAUACAGUACAUGGUAUGGGAAAGAGACACCAAAAAAGUUGACACGAAAGAAAUAAAAAUAAUCAAGAAGAAAACAAAGAGAUCUGAUCCUCGUAACCUGAUAAUUGAACUGGAAAAUAUUCUGCCAAAAUUUUUGUCCCACACGAGUAACAUUGUCAACCAGUAUGCUACUAUUAAAUGUUUAAAAGAAUCUCUAACUACUAACGAAGCCUUGGUUCAUAUGGAUUUUUCGGAAAAUUAUUCUUAUAAAUAUUCGGAGGAAGUACAAAGCAUGCAUUUUGGUGGCAGCCGUGGUCAAGUCUCACUUCAUACAGCAGUGGUUUAUUUAAAAAAUGAUUCCAAUGCUACUCAAUCCUAUUCUGUUUGCUCAGCCAGUGAAUGUACCCGUCAUGAUGCAGCGGCAGUGUGGGCUCAUCUAAAUUAUUUAAUUAAAUUUGUUUUUAACAGAUCAUCACAAAUUAAUCGCAUUCACAUUUUAACAGAUAGUCCCACAAGCCAGUACAGAAAUAAAUAUAUAUUUUAUAUAUUAACUCAAUUAAGGAAUGACUUCCCAGAUCUAAAUCUCGUCACGUGGAAUUAUCAAGAAGCUGGGCACGGCAAGGGUGCUCCUGAUGGCAUUGGAGCAGUAAUCAAAAGGACUGCCGAUUAUGAAUUAAAGUGUCAUCAGGAUGUCGGAGACUUUGAUGCCUUUGUUAACAUUAUUCGAAGAAAUAUAAAAAACGUAGAAAUGGGUAUUAUUCAAGAGCACGAAAUUAAAUUAAGGGAAUUAAUGUUGCCUAAAGAUAUUGCCACUUUCAAGGGGACUAUGACAGUUCAUCAGGUCAUUUGGGCAGCUGAUUCUGCUUAUCUAGAAUUUAGAAAACAGAGCUGUUUCGAAUGUAUAAGUGUCGCUUGUAAACAUGGCAAACAUAUGAGAUUUUUUAAGAUAUAUAAUACUCCAAUUGGAUCUACAAUGGAAAAUGUAAAGGUCAUCCCGGAAAACAAAAGAAUUAAGGUACUUAGUGAUGUUACCAUUCGCUAUGCUAAUACCGAUGAUCCAAUGUUACAUGACAGCACACCAUCAACUUCAAGUCUCCGCAGUAUUCGACACUCCUGGGCCAAUAAAUGUUUUAUAAAUAAUUAUACAAAAGCGACAGAUCACGAAAAAGAAUUCCUUGAUUUUUUAAAAAAAUGUGAAGAUGAUGAUGACGAUCCCUUAUCAGAUUAAUUAAUGAAGAAGCUAUUAAUAAUAUGGAUAUUGUUAUUGUAAACGCAAUGAAAAAGGAGUAGCGUUAACCAAUCUUGAAGACUGAAAUCAGAAAUGUAUACCAUUGAUUAGCUUAGUUGAAUAAGUUAUUGUUUUGGAAUUAAGUUUAAAAUAAUUAAUAUCUGUAGUACGGUGACCGGCACAUCCACCUUCACUGCAAUAAUGUUACUACCCUACCUACUAUUAAUAAUGUUAAUGACAAAUAUUUUAUGUUUUGUUGAUUAUUUAUUAAUUUUCAUU